AUGAGAUUUCUCUUACCCUGUUUCGAAGUAUUGCCGUUGGAUCCGUUGGUGAAGACCACUUUCCAGCUUAGAGAACAGAGUUUGAUCGAUCUGUCCAAUCCCAGUACCAAAAAUCCCAUAGAUUUUAUUGACACGUGUAUGGAUAUAGUUCUUGAAUUCAGACAGAGUGACGAUUUUGAAAAUGUUUUCAUGUAUCCCGUGUGUGACGUUCAAGACACCGAGAUGGAAAAUUACUCCGAUCACGUUUUAAAAACCAAAGGUUACGAUGUGAUGAUGAUAAAAGACGAUGGUAAGUCUGGACAACUAAACAGGGGAUCAGACAAUUCGCAGUACGUCGCAUUGACAAGACACACAAGAUUGUCGCAUGCUAUGUUAUUGAUGAAAAGUAAAAUUCGUGUUCACUUGAUCGUAUUUUCAAACAGUCCUUUGUCCGACAGUGGUGAUUAUACAGUAGUGCUGCAACAGAAAUUCGGUGAUAACUAUUUGGCUUUACUUAAAAAGGUUUCAAAAAUCGAUAGUGAUGCUAUAAUACAAAGAUUGACUUCAGAAAAUAUAAACUGCUGCGAUCAAUUUCAGGAUUUAUUAACUAAUUUGAAAUCGUUAAAUAAAACCAUUUAUUUAGUGUCUAAGAUUCAACCGGUAGAUGGAAUAAUAUCGUUGGUGAAAAAAACGAAUAAAAUAAAAAAUAUUCGGUUUUUCUUCGUGCUGGAUAAUGCUGCUCCUGGAUUUAGUACCAUUAAUCCAUUUUAUUCAAAACAAAUAGCCAAAGACUUAUUAGUUAACGUCUACCAAAAUGGUCGAUGGGUUACGUAUAAGGAAAUCAAAUUCAUAAAUGUUAUAAAUACCCAAACAUCGAUGAAAAAGACACUUCUCGCUAACUUAUCUAAUAUAUCGUUGAAAAACGUUUCUGUAAAGUAUAUCGGUCUGAAUCCUCAAGACACGAUUGUAGAUACGCGAUACAACAAUGUCGAGUACGACGAGCUAGGCCCUAUUGAGUACUCCGGUCUGGCGUCUGAUGGGUCUUUGAAGAUGGGAGUUGCGCCAUUUAUACCGACAGUUUCUGAUAUCACUGCUGAUCCUAUUCUAUCUUGGGCAGUCCCCAAAAACAUGUCCCUCGAAGAAGCAUCGACAAUUCCGGUGCCAUAUUCAAUGGCGUAUUACAUGUUGAUCGUAAUUAGUGGGAUAACCAAAGAAAAUUCAGUGCUAGUACAUUCUGGAUUAACUGCUGUAGGCCGGGCUGCCAUAGACAUAUGUCUGGAAAAAAAAUGUAAAAUUUAUGUUACCGUAUCCGAUUCUAAACAAAUGGAACUGUUAAAACAGAGAUUCCCAUUGCUUCCACAUUCAAACGUAAUAAUUUACGAAAAAGAGAAUUUCGAAAUUAAAUUCCUCAUGGCGAACCAUAAGAUGGACGUAAUCAUAAACUGUCUAGAAGGAGACGAUUUUUACGCUACUUUUCGAGUAAUUGCAGAUCAUGGAAAGUUUUUCCAACUGACCAAAAGCGACAUGAAAAAGAAAUAUAAAAUGGGUACGUUAAAAUUUCUUAAAUGUAUAUCGUUCUUCUCUAUCGGCAUGGACAGAAUAAUGGCAGAAUGCGAAGAAACAAAACAGGUCAUUCAAAAGUUGAUUGAACAAGGUUUAAAUAACGGUACGAUCAAACCCUUUGAUCGACAUGUACUGACCGGAGCGUGCACGGGAACUCAAGCUCUGGAGACCCUCGAGAACUUGACUCGAGAAAACGAAUUUAAACGUGUCGUAAUAUCCACGUCGAAAGCCAUCGAUGUCGGAAACGCAAUAAACCAAUUCCAAUGUUUCCCAGAUAAAGUGUAUUUCGUUAUCGGAAACGCAUGUGACGAUUGGUUGUGUCUGGUGGAAUGGUUGGCGCAAAGAGGUGCGUUGAAAGUAGUCGUGGGCUUGGAAACACAUUCACUGACGCCGACAGUUUCACGGAAGUUCAACAUCUUCCUUGAUCGUUAUAAGGGUAUCACCGUGCAAUUAGUGUCACAGUCAUUAUUGGACACCGAACAAUCGGCUCACGAUUUGUUGAAAAGUUCGACAGCAACGUAUCUAUUGGCUGCGGUAUUCUUCGUGAGCGGUGUGGAAGAAAAAAUGAUCGAAAACAUGCAAUUCGCGAUGGGUCAAAUCGUCACAAAACACAAUCAAAAAACGCUGUUCACGUGCUUAUUCUGCGGUGGGGCAAAAACGUGCGAUCAAUUAAAGUCAACUGGCGUCAACGCUCUGUGCUUGUCGUGGGGCCAAAACGGUGACAAACCUAAGCUCAGCAAGAUCAUACCCAUACUGGAAAAUUUAAUUAUGAAAUCCGACGCUCUCACCAAUGCCGUAGUCGUGUGCUCGGAACACGAGGCUGACAAAUGGACACGUAUGACAAUAUUAUUUAUUUAUUCGUAUAGCAUUACCCAACGGACCGCAGUCCCAAAUUACAGAUAGCUUAAAGAUAAUAUUAAAUAUACACAACAAAUACAAAUUAACACAGAGAAAACCAUAUUAAUUAUUAUGGUCAAAAAAAAAAUAAAGGAGAAUAACAUCGACUCAGAAACUAUGGAUUUUAAGAUUGACUUCGCUAAUAAUAUUAUAUCAGUAUACUGUCGACUAAACUUCCAAUAAACAUUAAUCAGCUUAGUCU
Acyrthosiphon pisum (pea aphid) is the source of this 2641-nucleotide messenger RNA. RefSeq names its product fatty acid synthase. The transcript has 13 exons. Gene Ontology annotation, biological process: fatty acid biosynthetic process. Gene Ontology annotation, molecular function: oxidoreductase activity; fatty acid synthase activity. The record is from RefSeq and is a predicted model, not a curated record. Bases 1 to 2445 code for a protein of 814 amino acids. NCBI's taxonomy places the organism in Eukaryota, Metazoa, Arthropoda, Insecta, Hemiptera, Aphididae.